Molecule: messenger RNA, 6071 nt
Organism: Misgurnus anguillicaudatus (oriental weatherfish)
Lineage: Eukaryota; Metazoa; Chordata; Actinopteri; Cypriniformes; Cobitidae
Source: RefSeq, a predicted model, not a curated record
AAACACCCAGUAUUAGCAUAUAGCCCGGUAGCAUUAGCAAACGAGGAAACGCUGCUCCGUGCAUUGGAGCUCCGUCGAGUUCAUAAUCUAAAUCCUAUUUUCUUACUAUCUCGUUCCUAUCUAUAUAAUAUAACGUACUAGUUUAUCUUAGGAAUACUUUACCGUGACGACUUUUGAACAGUAUUAAUAAGUAAAACGAUCUAUCACUAGUAAACACCUAGUGCUAGCAUAUAGCCCACUAGCAUAAACAAACGUGCCGGUUGAAGUUAGCACUUGCUCACUGUCUGUUUACUGUAAAUCUGCCUUUUUCGAUCUAAUGGCGGACUCAUCCGAUGUAUGUUUUUCAGACCUUUCCUCACCAGAGCGGGAAGCUGUGGAGGAGUUGUGUCCCGGCAUUAGCACCAGGCGGUACAGCAUGCCUCACAUCACCCUGGCUCCAGGCACCCGGAGACGACCGAGGCACGCAACGAGCGAGCACCCAUCUCGAUGCAGCUUCACGGACCGCUGUCUGGCGAACGGAGACGCCAUCGCCCAGCAUGAAAACGGUAAGACUCCGCUUGUCAUUGUAACCUGCACUACUUGCCACAUGUACAGUUUAGCUUCUUCCGUCAGCAUAGAGGGGUUUACAUGUGCUAAGUGUAUUGAAGUAGUAAGAAUGACGGAGAAGGUUGCAGAACUAGAAGCGCGCAUCCGAACGCUAGUUGAGGACAGUAAGACCGCUAAUGUUAAUGUUACAAACACUGUUUCGGGUGCGCCUAGUGUUAAACGUAAUACACAUGGCUCGGUUCCGACUUCAGAGUCAAGGCGGCUGACUAACUGGGUGACUGUCAGGCGGCCUAGUCGCAUUCGGCAUCCAAAUCACGUUCCUGUUUUAAUAUCAAACAGAUUUUCUCCACUCAGCAAUACACCGGCUGAGACAUCUGUUAAAGGUGCCCUGGUUAUUGGAGAUUCUAUACUCAGGAACGUUGGCAUUGAGGCACCAGCCACCAUAGUCGAUUGUAUACCGGGAGCCAGAGCGUCUGACAUUAGAUCCAAACUUAAAGUGCUGGCUAAUGCUAACCGUAAGUUUUCUAAGAUUGUUAUUCACGCCGGCACGAAUGACACCAGACUCCGCCAGUCGGAGAUCACAAAAGAUACUAUUAAAGAGGUGUGUGAAAUUGCAAAAACAAUGUCAGACAAUGUAAUUUGCUCUGGUCCCCUCCCCGCCUACCGGGGGGAUGAAACUUACAGUAGAUUAGUGUCUCUUCAUGGCUGGAUGUCAAAGUGGUGCCCUCAGCAUAACGUAGGGUUUAUAGACAAUUGGAAGCAUUUCCGGGGAAGACCUGACCUGCUAAAGAGAGAUGGCCUCCAUCCGUCUCCGGAAGGAAGUGCUGACCAAUAGUCUUACUUUUGAUAUUGUCUGACUAUCCAGGGCCCAGGUCAGGAAACAGACAGAUCGGCUUACCCAUCAGUCUGUUAGCUGCCUUGACAUGUCAAGAUCACAUAUAUCCCAGCACAUAGAGCCUUUUUUAACAGAGUACCAACACAUCUCGACUGUGUCUGUUCCUCGAACAAAUAAAUACAGAGCACCGUUUACCUCGUCUCGCACAAAUCUUAUUAACAUAAAACAAGAACAUAAUACAUUAACAGAUGAAACUCAAAUGUUAAAAUUCGUCCUUCUUAACAUUAGAUCACUUACCAACAAAGAACCAAUUAUCAAUGAAAUAAUUACUGACCAAAACUUAGAUGCACUCUGUUUAACAGAAACCUGGCUUAAAGCAGACGAUUACACCAGUUUAAACGAAUCCACCCCACAAGACUAUUAUUAUAAACAUGUUCCUUGUCUAAUAGGGAGAGGGGGUGGUGUAGCUACAAUAUACAAUAAAAUAUUCAAAGUAAACCAUAAAUCCAACCUAAAAUUUAAUUCGUUUGAAAUAAUACUGUUAAAUAUGGAAAUAACUGAUCGCAACAACAAACGACUUUCGUUCAUUUUAGCUACCAUAUAUAGGCCUCCAGGCCACCACACAGAUUUUCUUAAAGAAAUAGCAGACUUCCUAUCUGAGCUUACAGUCACUGUAGAUAAAGCUCUUAUCGUUGGUGAUUUUAAUAUCCAUGUGGAUAAUCCAAAAGAUGCAUUAGGACGUGCGUUUAUGGAUGUUCUAAAUUCUCUCGGCAUUAAACAAAACGUGUCAGGGCCCACGCAUACUCGUAAUCACACACUAGACUUAAUUCUGUCACUCGGACUCAAUAUUAAUGACAUCGAAAUAUCACCCCAGAGCGAUGCCGUUUCAGACCAUUGCCUUGUCUCAUGCACAAUACUUCUAGAUAGGACCGCUCAGUCUACAACAUGCUACAGAUUAGCCAGAACAAUAAUUUCCACCACUAAAGAUAGCUUUAUUAGCACUCUUCCAGACCUGUCCCAAAUGAAACAUGUAGCAGAUAAUCGUGAAGAUCUAGAUAUUAUAAUAGAAAACCUGAACAACGUCUGCUCUAGCACGUUGGAUGCCGUUGCUCCCAUUCGAAAAAAGAGAAUCAAAGAAAAACCGCCAGCUCCAUGGUAUGACCAUCAUACUGCAGCCCUUAAAAAAGUAGCUAGAAAAAUGGAAAGAAACUACCGAAGCACAAAGUUAGAGGUAUGGCGUUCAGCAUGGAAAGAGAGUGUUCAACACUACAGACAGGCUAUUAAAACUGCCAGAUCUACCUAUCUCAGUACGCUUAUUAAAGAAAAUCAUAACAACCCUCGUUUUCUAUUUAGCACAGUUGCGAAACUGACUAGAAACAAAGAACAAACAGAAACCAAUAGUAAACUCCAACACAAUAGUGACGACUUCAUGAACUUCUUUACUAACAAAAUUAUGUUUAUUAGGGAAAACAUAGAAACUAUGCAAGCAGCCAUCACUCUACCCAAUAGUACAUUUUCCACUAGAUUACCAAACGAACAUCUUGAGUCAUUUAAUCCUACUACAAUAGAAGAGCUCUCUAAACUAGUAACGUCAUCCAAAUCAUCGUCCUGUAUACUAGACCCCGUUCCCACAAAAUUACUAAAAGAGGUAUUUCAUGUAGUGGCAGACACUGUACUUAAUAUCUUUAACUCAUCUCUAGAAUUAGGAUACGUUCCAACAGCUUUCAAACUAGCAGUUAUUAGACCGCUCAUUAAAAAGCAAAACCUUGACCAGGGAGAUCUUAAUAACUUUAGACCAAUCUCAAAUCUACCUUUUCUUUCUAAAAUAUUAGAAAAAGUAGUGGCAAGCCAGCUACGCACAUUCGUAGAAAAUAAUAAUACAUAUGAAAAGUUCCAAUCAGGAUUCAGGCCCCACCAUAGCACAGAGACAGCGCUGCUUAGAGUUACAAAUGACCUCCUAUUAACAUCCGAUCGUGGUGAAAUCUCAAUCCUUAUAUUACUAGACCUUAGUGCAGCCUUUGACACAAUAGAUCACACAAUCUUACUCAAUAGACUAGAAAACUAUGUUGGCAUCAGUGGUCAGGCGUUAGCCUGGUUCAGAUCGUAUCUAACCAAUCGAUAUCACUUUGUUUAUGUAAAUGAGGAAGAGUCAUAUCACUCCCCCGUUAAAUACGGCAUACCUCAGGGAUCAGUUCUAGGCCCUAUCCUAUUCUCGUUAUAUAUGUUACCUCUAGGAGACAUUAUCAGGAAACAUAACAUAAGUUUUCACUGCUAUGCGGAUGAUACCCAGCUUUACAUCUCGUCGCAUCCUAGCGAAACCAACCAGUUUUCUAAGCUAACAGACUGCAUUAGUGAUAUUAGGGACUGGAUGGCACAAAACUUUCUUAUGCUAAACUCCAAUAAAACAGAGAUACUUAUUAUUGAACCGAAUCGCUACAAACAUAAUAUGUCAGAUUACAAGUUGCCCAUAGAUGGCUGCACGGUGGUGCCAUCUUCCACGGUUAAGAAUUUAGGCGUAAUGUUCGACAGCAAUCUAUCUUUUGAUAGUCAUAUCGCCAACAUCUGCCGCACAGCAUUCUUCCAUCUUAGAAAUAUCUCAAAAAUACGCCAUAUGCUGUCUGCAUCAGACGCAGAAAAGCUUAUACAUGCUUUUAUGACCUCUAGAAUAGACUAUUGUAACUCGUUACUCAGGGGAUGCCAUGCAAAUCAGGUAAACAAGCUACAGCUGGUUCAAAACGCCGCCGCAAGAGUGCUUACUCGAUCUAAAAAGUAUGACCACAUCAGUCCAAUUCUGGCAUCUUUACACUGGCUACCAGUUAAAUAUCGUAUACAAUUUAAAAUAUUACUAAUCACCUACAAAGCCUUAAAUGGCCUAGCGCCUUCGUAUAUUAAAGAACUACUAUCAGAAUACAAUCCAUCACGUAAACUGCGCUCACAAAAUUCUGGUCACUUAAUUAUCCCUAGAAUAUCAAAAGUGUCUAAAGGUGGUAGAUCCUUUUCCUACUUAGCCCCUAAGCUCUGGAAUGAUUUACCAAACAAUGUUCGAGUAUCAGACACAGUCGAUCAAUUUAAAUCUAAACUUAAGACAUUCUUCUUUAACAAAGCAUUCACAUAAAAUGUCCAGUAAAUGUACAUUUCCCGCAGUAGUUAGUUUGUCCAGAACAAAGCACUCACAUACCUCAUAUGGGUAAUAUACUUAUGCCGCAAUAGUUAGCCUGUCUGGAACCGAGCCGACUUGAACCACUAUAAUGUUUGACACUUGCAUUGCAUGCGAACGGCCCCUACGCUAAUAGAAUUCUGUUUUUCUCUCCCUGUCUCGUCCUCAACCACGAGGACCAUGAGACAAACAGACCCAGUUCCGGUUGCCGUGAAGAUCAUUGCAUCACUGAUCCACUGGCUGUCCUUCAACGUGAUGACCAGCCGAUGCCCGACCAACGACCACCGGCUAAACCAGUUUAAUUCGCUUACCCGCCUCCUAUCCCUACCAUUUCUAUAUAUAUAUAUAUAUAUAUAUAUAUAUAUAUAUAUAUAUAUAUAUAUAUAUAUAAAUAUAUAUUAAUUCCUCCCAAGGGUUUUUGUCCUUCUAGGACUUUUUCCCAUUGGGUUUUUUUUCCUAGAGGGUUUUUAAUCCCAGGGAGAGUCAGCCAACUUUGGCUUAAUUUAGCACUUUACAGCAUACGUUACUUUAUUAAUAUGCUCGCUUGUACGGUUUAACCGCUUUCUCUACUUCUUAUAUUAUCUAUUGAUUUUCUGUGUUCUCCUCUACAUCUUCUCAUGUAAAGCUGCUUUGCAACAAUUAACACUUGUGAAAAGCGCUAUAUAAAUAAAAUUGAAUUGAAUUGAAUUGAAUAUAGUGACAUUAUAACAAACAAUGUUAUGAGAUAAUGCAAUGUACACAAUUAACUUUGUCAUGGCAUUUUGUAAUGUUUACUUGUGAUUUAGCUGCAAUCAUGUAAAAACAUUAUAAGCUAGCAAACGUGGUACUUUAUUAUUAUAUGCACUCUACACUUGGAAUAAACUUCUUAUUAUCCUAUUACCAUCAUCUGUAGUUUAGUAGACUAUGCAGUAGCCUAAUAUUUGUAUGAAAUUGUGAAACAUUACCUGGUCAUUAUCUUUGGAGUACUAGAGUGGGAAAAUUACGACAGUUGCAAGUAUUCUCCAGCGACUCUAGGGGUCGCUGUUUGACAAAAACGCCGAAUUGCAUAGAGCGGCUUUAAGAAGGCCGAAUUUUAACAUUGGAGGUUCAUCUGUAAACGUAUUGUUUUCAAAUUUUAUGUUAGUAAGAUGUAAUGGUUUUGUUCUGUGUUUACUUGUGUUCUGUGUAUUUUUGUAUUUUGGACUUUUAUUUUGACAUCCUGUUCUGUUCUGGCUUUUAUUUUGAAAUACAUCCUGCCAUGUUUCACUUCACACUUCCUGUCUGUUUGUAUAAAGCCACUUCCUGUACUCCAGUUCAAUGCUGAUUAUUACAUCGCCACAUCUAGUCUGUAUCUGCAUCUGUUUAUCUGUUACCUGUUUAUCUGUAUCUGUUCCUGUUUUUUGACCUGUGCCUGUUAUCUGGAUUUUGCCUGUACUGCCGCCUGCCCUGACACUUUGCCUGUAUUUUGGAUUACGUUUGUUGGAUUAACCCUGUUUGGAUUUGGUUGCUGGCCCUUUAUGGGAUUUUACUUAAUAAACACCUUUUGCAUAUGGA